Molecule: messenger RNA, 2079 nt
Organism: Anopheles marshallii
Lineage: Eukaryota; Metazoa; Arthropoda; Insecta; Diptera; Culicidae
Product: peroxidase-like
Exons: 5
Coding region: 1-2079 (692 amino acids)
Biological process (GO): response to oxidative stress
Molecular function (GO): peroxidase activity; heme binding
Source: RefSeq, a predicted model, not a curated record
AUGAUGCUGUUCGUAGUAGCAUCAGCGUUGAUCGCCCUCAGCCAGGUCGAUGCAGUGAAUGUGGCUACCUCGUACAGUGUGGUCCACCACGAUCAACCGGCCGCACAGCCGCGGCUGCUGCAGAAAGCAUCCCAUGUGUACGCACCGUCCGCCCACGUCGUUACUGCCGGCCACAGUUACAGCCAUGCUGCCGCUCCACACUACGCCCCGCUGGUCAGCAAAACGCGCUACACCGUCCCGUUCCUGAGUGCGCUGCAAGCGCAACCGCAGUGUCCGGCACCGCCGUCCUGUCUCAAGUCGCGCUACCGCACACUCGACGGUUCGUGCAACAACCUGCAGAACCCGACCUGGGGUACGCCGAACCGUCGCUACGGCCGCCUGUUGACGCCGAAGUACGGUGACGGUAUUUCCCUGCCGACGGUUUCCGUCACCGGACAGGACCUGCCGAACGCUCGCGUCGUGUCGCUGGUUGCGUUCGGUGAGCAGGACAUCCCGGAUCCGGAGUACACGCUCGGCAACAUGCAGUGGGGACAGAUCAUGACGCACGACAUGAGCAUGCAGGCCGGUGGUACCCAGUCGAAGAAACACCCGACCAGAUGCUGUACCGAUGAGGGCAAGCUGAUUGGUAAGGAGCGCGCCCCGAGCAGCUGCUACCCGAUCAUUGUCCCGGAACAUGACCCAGCCCACUCGCAGACCGACACCGAGUGCAUCAACUUCGUCCGCACGCUUACCGAUCGGGAGGAUCAGUGCACGCCAACGCACCCGUCCCAGCCCGCCGAACAGCUGACGACCGUCACCUCCUAUCUGGAUCUGUCGCUCGUUUACGGUAACUCCGACCAGCAGAAUGCGGGCAUCCGUGCCUUUACCGGGGGCCGCAUGGCUGUGGUCGAACGUGACGGUUACGAGUGGCCACCGAACAACCCGAACGCGACUGCCGAGUGCGAGAACGAGUCGCGCGAUGAGGUGUGCUAUCUGGCCGGCGAUUCCCGCGUCAAUCAGAACCCGGGGCUGACGAUCAUGCAGAUCAUACUGCUGCGCGAGCAUAACCGCAUCGCCGACCAGCUGCAGAAGUACAACCCGCACUGGGACGAUGAGCUGCUGUUCCAGGAGGCGCGCCGCAUCAACGUCGCACAGUAUCAGCACAUCAACUACUACGAAUGGCUGCCAAUCUUCCUCGGCUGGGAGAACAUGGUCAAGAACCGGCUGAUCUACCGUGUGAAGGGUGGCGAAUACAUCAACGACUACGAUCCGAGCCAGGACCCCUCGGUGUUGAACUCGCAUGCUACGGCCGCCUUCCGUUACUUCCACUCGCAGAUUGAGGGCCGUCUUGACUUGGUGUCGGAGAUCCGCAAACCGACCGGUUCGCUGCGCCUGAGCGAUUGGUUCAACCGUCCCUCGAUCAUUGAAGCCGGUGACAACUACGACUUCCUGACGCGCGGUCUCGCCACCCAGCCGGAGGAACUCACCGACACGAACUUCGACGCCGAGAUCAAGCACUUCCUGUUCCGCCGCGGACGUCCGUUCGGUGGUGAUCUGCGCGCCAUCGACAUCCAGCGCAACCGUGACCAUGGGCUGGCCGGCUACAACGAUUACCGUGAGUUCUGCGGCUUCAAGCGCGCCUCCACCUGGGAAGAUCUGAUGGAUCUGAUUUCGCCACAGGACGUUUCGAAACUGCAGUCGCUGUACGCCAGCAUUGAUGAUAUCGAUCUCACCGUCGGUGGUUCGCUGGAGGCCCACGUUAACGGUGCCCUUGCCGGGCCCACCUUCCUGUGCAUUCUGACGGAGCAGUUCUACCGCACGCGCGUUGCCGAUCGGUUCUUCUACGAGCGGGGCGAUAAGGAGCUGGCGUUCACCCGCGAACAGCUGGCGGAACUGCGCAAGGCCACCAUGGCCCGGCUGUUCUGCGACAACGGUAACCACGUCGCGUCCAUGCAGCCGAAGGCAUUCCUGCGAAUUUCCCACAGCAAUCAGGUGGUACCGUGCACGCAGAUCCCGGAGGUCGAUCUAUCGCUGUGGAAGGACCUGUCGUACGAUAACAGCUUGAACUCGUUCCACUAUUUCCACAACUACAAGAAGUAG